Molecule: messenger RNA, 2185 nt
Organism: Dreissena polymorpha
Lineage: Eukaryota; Metazoa; Mollusca; Bivalvia; Myida; Dreissenidae
Exons: 11
Coding region: 178-1857 (559 amino acids)
Source: RefSeq, a predicted model, not a curated record
AUUUGUUACACGCUAUUCAAGCGUUAUAAAUAAAGCAUUUCGAUAAAGAUAGAAGUUUAAGUUACUUAUUUUCCUUAAAACUUAUCAAUAUUGGACAGAUAGUAGAAGCCAUGGAGUAAGCCUAAAUGUAAGUGAAUAAAUCCCCAUUGGAUGAAGAAAAAGUGUAAGGUAUAAGCAAUGGCGCAAGCUGAUAUCAGGAAGGCAAACAUCCUGGCAUAUCUACACCUACAUGUUGUACGUAGAGUCCUUAGACGUCUUUUGGAUCAUGGCGUUACAAGAGAAAACCCUUCUAUGAGGAUUGAUCAUUUUUUAUUUCACCACAUGAGUAAAAUAAACCAACACCCGAUCGGUAUUCAAAACCAAAAUCACUUGUUUCCAGGCUUUGGUGUGAACGCAAAUGUUGACGAUUGGCCGGUUUAUUUGUUUCCGUUUCUAAUAGAUAUAACUGGUCAAGGAUGGCUACAUGAGGACUUUCGCGUUUUAGUUCGCCAGAUAAGUCAAGCCAGAAUGGAACUGUAUUCAAAUAUUGUUAUAGGCAUAAGCGAAGAAUAUUUUGAACAACAGGUGAAGAUUGUACACACUGCAGUUCAAAGAAUAUGCCAGUGCAUAUCAGACAUGCAAUUUACCGAUGAGAUAAAUGGCGAAAUAAGGAAUGUCGAGGAAAUGAGGGAACCUCCUGAUAAUGCAGAUUACGUCGAAGCGUUUAACAUAAAUCACCAUACUGAAAAAUCAUAUCGACAGAGAGUUAUGGAAUUUACAGAAAAUCAGCAGCGCCUUCACGACUUCAUAACGCAGAACGCUGGGAAUUACGAAGCACAAGACGAAGAACUCGAGGAUUUGAGUAUUCGCGACCAAGAUCAUACUCGUGACUUAGAACAAGCACAUCAACAGGGACACGAUAUUACAAGCCGAAGUUUACCACCACGAUCUGCAUCCGGCAAAUAUCCCAUAAAUAUGCCAGAAUUAACAGUCGAAAUAGACAUAUCAGGAUGUAACACUGCGGAACUGCAUCAGAUAACGGAUCGUAUUGUCAACUCUUUCAACAACAGCGGUAAACACAGCAUGGAUCCAGCAAACACAUGUAUCAAGAACACACUGGAUAAUACAUUUACGUCAUUUGGAGAAUAUUAUGUACGACAAGGUUGCAUACAAGUUGUGGUGCGUCCUCGUUCCAUCAAAGAUAUGUUUCAAUUGCUGACGGACUGUGUCAAUGGAACUCUUACACAGCACUUACAGCCGAUUACAGAAUUCAUACGAAUGCUUUAUAAUUGUCAAAAUUACGAACAAGAGGCUGUGAUGUACAAAGAUAAUUACGACCAUAUGAUGGACAACAUAGCUGUUCAACUGAGAAAGAAAAUGGUUGUAAGCGAAAAUAGCUGUAAACACAACCACUAUGUUAGAGCUGAAGAGACUGGAGAUAGAUCCGUCCUUCUACACGUGGAAUGUCAUUCUGCGGAAGAUCGUGCGGCUUUCAAAUAUGCCUUGCAGGCUGGACAAAUGCAGCCAACACUUGAUGCAAUCAGACGAGAAUUUCAGCACCUUUGUCCCGAUAUUUCGUUGAAAGCAAGAUUGAAAACACUAGAAUUAUAUGGCAAAGGACCUUCGCAGAACGACAGUACAGCAUUGGAAAAGAUAAAGAAGGAUGAAAACCACAAAAGUACGACUUUGCGCACAACUGAUGUUGCAGAAAUGAGACCAUUACAUAAAGUAGGAAAUGACCACUUCCAUGACGUGCCAGCAGAUCCUAACCCAACAAGACAUAAAAAAAUUAAAAGACAGGCCGCGUCGAGCAUGUUCUGCAAACAAACUGAGAGGAUUGAACCCACUAUCCGAUGUAAAAGUUACCCAGUGUCGUAGACAAGUCAUUGCAUGACAUUCGUACCAACUGCAACACCCAAUCCACACUGUCGCUACUAAUUAAAUGAAUGUAUUAUUACUAAGACUUGGAACGGCGAUCCAGAGGAACGCACAAGGUUGGUGGCGUUGUUUUCUUUCGGAAUAACGAACGGAUGCGAUAAAAAUGUUCUUCUUCAUUGGGAUUAACUGCCGUUAACUGGUCUUUUUGCUUCCGGGGCAUUCACCGUAUAGUAUGUACAUAACACAACACCUCAUUCUACAAUACAACAAAUCACAUGCGCGCCGACAGCAAGGAUUGAACGGAUGUUUUAAUCAAAGAUCGAUUUAU